Molecule: messenger RNA, 1233 nt
Organism: Acanthaster planci (crown-of-thorns starfish)
Lineage: Eukaryota; Metazoa; Echinodermata; Asteroidea; Valvatida; Acanthasteridae
Source: RefSeq, a predicted model, not a curated record
UUUGAAUAAGAAAAAGAUCAUCACGCGUUAUUUAUUCUACUCGGCGGAGCGUGCAUAAGUGUUUUGUUUGCGUUGAAUUGGCGUAGGCCUAGCGUGUUGUGUUAGUUUUUUCCGAUGUGGUCGAAGGGUUACCUGUGACGUACAUUGUCAGGGUUCUACACCUUUGGUACAGACAAGGCGAGGGCCCUACAAAGUGGGCCGUUGUGUUUGCUAAGUACUUCAUAAGGGUCGUGGUAACGGUUUCGCUCUGCUUUUCCUGGCUUACAACUCACUGUGCAUGUGUUGGGUCAUAUAUCUAGUGAAAUCCACUGGUGAAGAACGUUAUUUUGGCCAGUCUGGACCCAACCAUGAAUCGCCGUUAAGGAGCAGCGGAAAUCAGUUCAGUGAUCCCAUUAAUCUGAGGCAACACUGAUUUGUGACCGAGCAGUUUUCUUGCAUACCGCACAUCCCACCAUGGUCGACCUAGUUGGGUUGUGGAUCGGCACCGGCGUCCUAUGCGCUGUUAUAGUCCUCCUCAUGAUUUUUGCCAUCUACAAGCAGCACUUCGGAACGCUGUCGCUACCCCCCAGGAAACCCGAAGCAGCGUCGGCGGCGCCGGCGGCGAACAACGCCGCCCAGGAUCAAGGAGCGGCCGAGCAAGGCGAGGACGCCGCGGUGGCGCAGAACUCGGCGGUGCCGGUCAGCUCUGCCCCGCCUCCGUACCCAGCGAACGGGCCAGCCGCCUACGUGUACGAGCAGCCGGUGAGCGACAGCGCGGACGUUGAGGUGGAGGUGCACGGAGAAAAGAAGCCUUGCACCCCGGAGCCGGAAGGCCCGCACGUGUACGAGCAAGCCAUCCAACUUGAAACCAGCACCUAGGCCGGGUCAAAAACACAAAAACUCCGAGGACAAAUAUUCAAGUUGCAGAUGUUUUUUUACCUGGUGAGCGAAAAGGAGUGGAACAUUUUAUGACUGAACAUCUAAGCCGUGAAUACGUUUCAUUGAGCAAAGACAAUUGUUCAGUUACUAUUACUUGAGUAAAUGUGAUAUUCACCAACAUCAAUACGGGCGAUUCACAAUAGUGCGCCUGCAAGAGUUUGCAACGCGUAAUUGGCCAAUCACAACGCGUGAAAUCUGUCCACCCUUUCAAAACGCGACAGAUUUUGCACCUCGUGAUUGGCCAACGCGUUUCAAACUCUUACAGCUACAGGCGCACUGUUGUGAAUAGCCCGUAUAGAGCUACAUGCGUAGAAG